UCCACACUCUGACGUUUUCUCAUUCAUGCUAACCCCACAAACUGAUUUAAAUUGCCGUCUGAAGAUUUACAUUAACCACAAUGUCCUGGAGACAAUUACAGAUCAGUCAAUUACUUGACUCCAUCGGCUUCAUUAUUUCCUUCGACUUCCUGAGGAAAAUCGCGAGAAAUACCUUCAGCUUCUUCAGCGGGUGGAUGGGCCGAGUGGCGAGGGCUAAGAGGGAGGUGAUCACCAAGAGGUUAAGGAAACGGAGGAAAAGGUUGGAGACGUGCAGAACAAAUCGAAGACCUUGCAAAUGCAACUGCACCAAGUGCUCGAGUUACAGAUAUCUUCAGAGGAAGCGAGUGUUGGAGCCGGAUUAUCUUGCGAACUGGGCGUACCAGGAGAGGAUCAGUCGUGAUGAUCUAUCCCCGGUCGAAGAGGUUGUCCUUGAUUCUUCCAGAGCCGAGUCCCGGAAAUCUCGAGAAGAUCAUCGAGACUUGGAACAAUCAGAUUACAAGGGAGUGGUCUGGUGGACAGAUGUGAAUCGCCGGGUCUUCAUGCCACCUCUCAUCAACGACUUGCCAACUAGGUCCAACUACUCAUCAACUUCGGGCUUCCGGUCUGCAUCGCCUGACAUCUUUGAAUCCAGUGACGCCACCAUAAAUACCUCCGACUGCUCUGAUUCCUCUGAUUAUCAAUCAUGGAGGGAAGGCAGGACCACCAGAAUGUCGUCUAAAUCAGAAUCGAGAGUCGGAGACCUUCGGAUGGCGAGAAUCAGAGUGACUCGUACAUCGCGAAGUGCAUCAAUGCCACUGGGACAGAAGCCAAAUCAUCAAAACACCUCUCAAUUGGCAUCCAAUCUCACGGAAAUGGCCAUCAGGAGGAAAAAGCGACCUGUUAGCAGCAAGACAACCACCAGUCACGUGUGCGACAGCUUCAACACUUGCAUCAAUUGUUCAAAAACUAGAUCGAAAUCCACCGAACGUACCACCCGAUAAAUUACAAAACCAUCAACUGUAUUCCACAGCGGAAAUAAGAAACAUCACGAAAAUAGAAAUGCUUGACCCGAAUUCUGGAGUAAAACGAGACAUCGGGAUUUUCAACUCGCGAUCCAGGAAAGAUUGUGAAUUACCGUGUGUUAAUUACCUCGAUAUUCUGAUUAAACCAUUUGGUAGAAAACAAGAACAAUAAAAUAUAUGUACGAGAAAA
Messenger RNA from Fopius arisanus, 1191 nucleotides. RefSeq lists its product as uncharacterized. Bases 81 to 980 code for a protein of 299 amino acids. Lineage: Eukaryota; Metazoa; Arthropoda; Insecta; Hymenoptera; Braconidae. The transcript has 7 exons. The record is from RefSeq and is a predicted model, not a curated record.